Messenger RNA from Neltuma alba, 984 nucleotides. Its product is annotated as probable membrane-associated kinase regulator 5. Gene Ontology annotation, cellular component: plasma membrane. The record is from RefSeq and is a predicted model, not a curated record. NCBI's taxonomy places the organism in Eukaryota, Viridiplantae, Streptophyta, Magnoliopsida, Fabales, Fabaceae. The transcript has 2 exons. The coding region runs from base 7 to 954 and encodes 315 amino acids.
UCCUCCAUGGAUGCUCUCAACUUCCUCAAGUUCUGGAAGCAUCUCACAGUUACAAGUACUGGUAUUUCUCACAUAGUUCUGGAAGAAGCAGAAUAUGGGUCCGACGAUGAGGACUCCUUUUUUGACUUGGAAUUCGCUGUUCAUGAUUUCGACAACAAUGAAAACAACAGUACCAACAAAAUCAUCGGCAGCCCAGAAGACCAAACCAUGCGAGAAAGGGAAGGGCUUCUUGUCUCUAUUGAAGAAGAUCGAUUUGCUUGCAAAAUAGCAGAGAUUAAUGGCGACGGUGAAGUUGAUGUUUCCAGAUCAGCAAUUCCUCUGUCUGCUAGUGAAUCAAUUUCCAAGAGGAAAAUCCACCCAAUAGAGCCUAUUUCUAAGCCCCAGUCUCCCAUUUCUCUUCUCAGAUCAUCAGCUCCGAGCUUCAGAAUUUCCAUGUUCAGGAAGCCUAGGGAGAAAGAAACUAUGAAUUUUCCCGGGAAACUGAACAUGGAAGAUUCCUGUCAGAAUUCUCCGUCGUUGAGCAGAGCCAACAGCUCUAGAAGCCACGGGAAUAAAACGAAACCUGAGCGAUUCUCAAAGGAUGUUUUGCGAAAGUAUAUGAAACUGAUCAAACCUCUGUAUACAAAAGUUUCGAGAAAGUACAAUGACAAAAUGAAGUUUUCGGAUGAGGUAUCCACAGCUUCACCGAUGUUAUCUCCGUUGGCCUCCUCUGUUUCAUCUUUCUCGAGGAAGGAGAAACAGGGAAAUAUUCCGACGGGUAUCCGGGUAGUGCGUAAGCAUCUGGGUAAGAAUAAGUCGGCGUCGUCGGUGAUCGGAGCAGCGUCUCCGGCGAAGAGGAGUGAUGAUUCGUUGUGGGAGCAGCAUGAUGGGAUCCAAAGCGCCAUUCUACACUGCAAGAGAUCUUUCAAUGCCAGAGAUUCUUCGUCCAUGGAGAAUGACGGGUCAAACAUGUGAAGGACCGUUUCUGGGAUGUUGAGAGGGAAG